Molecule: messenger RNA, 2540 nt
Organism: Seriola aureovittata
Lineage: Eukaryota; Metazoa; Chordata; Actinopteri; Carangiformes; Carangidae
Gene: klf4
Product: Kruppel like factor 4
Exons: 5
Coding region: 294-1634 (446 amino acids)
Biological process (GO): regulation of transcription by RNA polymerase II
Molecular function (GO): DNA-binding transcription factor activity, RNA polymerase II-specific; RNA polymerase II cis-regulatory region sequence-specific DNA binding
Source: RefSeq, a predicted model, not a curated record
AGUUCAGCUGCCGGUCCCUGCAUGGCAACAGGCGCGAGGGAUUCCCCCAGUCCGUCGCCUCUCUGCCUUCCCGUUUUAAAAAAAAUCCUUGCUUUAGCGUUAAAAAGUCUGUCUGUCUGCCUGGCUGCUUCCACCCGGCGCGCCCAACGGCGGCAACAUGUCCUGGAACCUAGUAUAACGCGAGACGCGGAGCAGAAACUUUAAGCCGGGGGAUAUUUACCACCAAAAAAAAAAAACCCAGUGCAGUCACAGCGACGAGCAGCCGACAGGACUCCACAUCCAGAUUCUCACUGAUGAGGCAGCCUCCAAAUGACGUCGAGAUGGCUUUAGGUGGGACGCUUCUGCCAUCCAUAUCUACGUUUGCCAGCGGCCCCACUGUCAAGAGCAAAUCCAUAGGAAGUGCCAAUUUAAGAUGGAAGGAGGAGUUGUCCCAUCUUAAGAGAUCCAGUGUGCCAACCGGAAGCAACUGCCCUGACCCAGACCAUCCCACUGCCACCAGCACAACAAGCCCCAGCAUGUCCAAGAAAGACGCAGAGCCAGACCUGGACUUGGACUACGACUUUAUUCUGUCCAACUCGAUUCUUCAGCAGCAGCAGCAGCAGCAACAACAGCAGCAACAGGAGGAGGCCAUGGCAUGCACCUCUGGCCAGGCCUUGUCUCCUUCCCCAGGCUCUUUCUCCUCAUCUUACCCCCUCCCCUCCCCUCAGGGCACUGCCAGUGAGCUGCUCUACACCAUUCCAGAUAUAAGUGACGUUUCGCCCUCUGGAGGUUUUGUGGCAGAGCUCAUGAGACCCGAGUUGGACCCGGCAUACCUCCACCCCACCAGCCUCCAUGGCAAGUUCGUGGUCAAGACAACAAUGGACAUGGGAGAAUACAGCCAAGGCGUGAACGUCAGCAAAGCCUGCGUUAAUGCUGUGUCAGACCCAACUCCUUCACGUGCCUCACCGUCCUUUACAUGCCACAGGAUAAAGCAGGAGAACCCCGGUAAUUGCACCAUCUCACAGCCUAUGGACCUACACUUGUCAGGGGUAAACUCCCAGGGCCGGGGGAGCCAGCAGCAGCGCCCCGGCCACUUGGAUCUACAUGGGUUCCCUGGCGGAGGGCGGUCUAUGACAGGCAGCAGGUUAUCCUCAUCCUCUUCCCUCUCCCCAGACCAUCCGCUGGGCCGGGAGCACCAGGUGUUGGGGCAUCCCCACUCUCAGAUCCCUCUACCUCCCCAGGGAUACCACCAUAACUCCCCGCAGGGCUACACCUCCUACCCUCAGCCAUCCUCCAUGCAGUACCAAGAGCCCCUCAUGAUCUCCAGUGGCGACUGCUUGCCAGAGGAACCAAAGCCUAAACGCGGUAGGCGCUCCUGGCCGAGGAAGAGAGUCGCCACACACACGUGCGACUAUGUUGGCUGUGGGAAAACUUACACAAAGAGCUCCCAUCUCAAAGCCCAUCACCGCACACACACAGGGGAGAAGCCAUACCACUGCGACUGGGAGGGCUGUGGUUGGAAGUUUGCACGUUCGGACGAGCUUACACGCCACUACAGGAAACACACAGGCCACCGGCCAUUUCAGUGUCAGAAAUGCGACCGGGCCUUCUCAAGGUCAGACCACCUUGCUCUCCAUAUGAAGAGACACUUAUGAGACUUGGUUAGAGGACCAGACUGGAUGGCGAUGGAUAAAGGCUCCUGAAAUAAAAAAGAAAUGUUAGCACAACCCUGAACAAACUUGUGACCUACACUUUUUAAAACCAUAAUUUGCCUUCAAGCCGUUGUCAAGCAACAAGACAAGCUGUGGUGUUCACGGCAAAAAGAGCAUUACUCCCCCAAGAGCCCAGAAUUUCUCUCAAGACUGAUCCCAUCUUUGCACAUUGUGCAGGUGACUCGACGAGACCUCUCUGUCAGGGUUGUAAACCUUUAUGAAAGGGACCAAACUGGAAUGUGUCUUAUUUAACCGACAAAACUUGGAGGACCAGGUGCCAACAACUUUUAACUGGAAAUGUAUUUUUGUCAGGGAAGCCAGGAGCAACAGACAAACAUCUCCAGAGGCCUUCUACCAGCAACAUGCCAUUAUAGGCUCUGUUAACAACUACACACUGUUCAAAAUACUGUAUUAAUAAAUACAUCUAUAUUUAUGUACACCUUUCACCUGCAAUGCCAUUAAUUUCAGGUACAAUGUUAAUUUAUACAGAAUGGUGCUUAGUGACUCUGAAGAAGGUUGUUGUUGUUUUUUUUAAGAAAAGGUACCAAAGAUUAAGGAAAAGAUACAAAUGGGUGAAAACUAUGGAAAAGUGCCAUAUGGUUGUUUGUGUGUUUCUUGGAAACCUCUUCCACAAUCGGACUUAAAUCAGGUGAACACUUCACUUUUGAAACGGUGAUGGCAAUCUUCAAUGCACUGCAGUUGCAAAGUGCAAUAAUUUAUAUGAGACAUUCAUAUUUUUGUAUGGAAUGAGUAACUCUGAACAAAGAUGUUUUGUUUAUAGCCUAAAUAUGUAAUAUAAUCUUGAGUUUUGUACAUUUGUAAAUAAAAUUGCUUUGUUAUUGUUUUGUA